This is a messenger RNA of Apiotrichum porosum, 2337 nucleotides long. RefSeq lists its product as uncharacterized. The record is from RefSeq and is a predicted model, not a curated record. The transcript is spliced from 4 exons. NCBI's taxonomy places the organism in Eukaryota, Fungi, Basidiomycota, Tremellomycetes, Trichosporonales, Trichosporonaceae. The coding region runs from base 1 to 2337 and encodes 778 amino acids.
AUGGCCGCAGAGGCAAGCGGAAGCGGCAGCCUACAGACCGCCAUCUCCCCAAGUCUCGGCAUGGCCACCCCGGGCCUCGGCACGCCCCAGGCGUCCACCCCCGCCAACGCAACCACCGCCGUCCCAGCCGCAACAGGACCCACCCCGGCCGCCCAGGCCUCAGCCUCUGGUGGUGCUGGCGCCGGCGCAUCGACCUCGAGAGGGCCCGCACCGCCCACGGCUGCCGCCGCUGCUGCUGCCGCGGCGGGAUCGACCGUCCUGACCACACUGCACGCGCUGCUGCGCGCGCACGUCGCGGCGCACCCCAGCCCGACGAUGCCGUACUUGCAUCCGUACGCGCCUGGGCCGGGUCUCAAGAAGGGGCGCGCGAGCGGCUUCGCGAGUGCGAGUACCAGUACGAGUACGGGAAGUGGAAGUACGGACAAGGCUGGUAGCGGAGGAGGAGGUGGUGGUGGUGAAGACGACUUGGCGGCCCUCAAGAGCGUGCGUGAGGCGGUGGACGGGGCGAAGAGCAUGCUUGGGCGGGGUGAGAAGGAGCGCGUGAGGCUCGCGAGGGCUAUGCGUGAAGUCAUCACACACGAGUCGGCCCUCCUCCCGCUUGGCACAACUCUGUCGACGCUACCCCCUGCGGCACGCCCGCUCGGCCACCUGUGUGCCCUGCCCCCCUCGGACCUCCUCUCGGCCCUCGGGAAGCGCCUGGGUCUCCAGGUCUUUGCAGAGGACAGCCAAUUCGGUCUGCUGCGCACCUCCCUCACUCUGGCUGGAUCCCGGUUUGUCGUCGACGUCGACCUCGAGGCGGACGCAGGCGACGACGCAGAUGACGCCACAGAACCCCCGACAGCGGCGGCUACGCCCAUCGCUCCCAAUGGCCAGGUGGCAGCCCAGGCAGCGGCUCUGUCCAGCCUCGGCGUGGGCCUCACCGCGGCCAAGGCGCUCAACGAGAGGGGUAAAGUGCGCCUGGCCAAGCUUACGGCCAACCACGUCACGCCCGCCGGCGAGGCCGGCAAGUCGGACUGGGUGGGGCGCGUGCUCCGCUCUGCGCUUGAGACACACCUCGAAGUCUGGAACCGGGCCAGCAAUGCCGAACGCUCGGUUCAGCUGGAACGCAGCUCACGCGCACUCGAGACGGUCCUGGCGGAACUCAAGGCGCUCGAUGAGCUCGCAGAGGCCGCGAGCGGGGACGACGCCGACCUCUUCGCCGACCUCGAGGGGCUGGCCGCGGGCGUCCAGCGCGUGUGUGCAGGCGAAGAGGACGGGUGGAGUGUAUACCCGGACCCGUCGGCGUGCAUGUUCCCCUCGUUCCGUCUGCUCGAUGCUGCCCCCAGUGUGCGUAACCCUGCGUUCCGCCUGCGUCCAGCUCGGAGAGACGAGCACGUCCCGCCGCCAAUGUACGCCGAGACCGACGACGCCGACGAGAAUGCCAUGGCGGUCGACGCUGUGGAUCCCGCGGCGGGCGCGGACAAGGAUGCCAUGCAGGUCGACAGCAACCCUGGCGGCGCCGACGCGAAUGGCACCACCACCGCGGCGGCGACCGUGUCCCCCAUGUGUCGUGGUCGCUGGGUGGUCGAGUAUGUCGACGACGCGCGCAGGCCGAGUGGCGGUGGCGGGCUCGUCGUGCGCCGUACGUGGCUCGUCCCAGGUCCCGAGGAGGGUGAGGCCAGCGCCUGGUCGCCCAGCAUCAAGGUCGAGGGCCUGUUGCACCAAAUCGCUCUCGAGACCGACGGCGCAGCACCCGUGCCGCCGCUCUUCCCGCUCGGCGCCGAGUUUGUGCACCCCGCCUCGGCCAGCGAGGCUGGAGACGUCGCUCAGCACUGGGUCCUCGGCGUGCCCGGCCCAGAAGGCUAUGUAGUUGGCCGCGUGGGCCUGCCCGCAUCGUGGUCUGAAAUGGGCCGUCUCGUGCAUGCGCUGCGUGCGCAGCUGGUCCUGGACGUGCUGUUCAUGGGUGCCUUUUCCCCACCUACAAUCGUCUCUGCGACCAACGACAACGACGACGACAUGGACGGCGCAAACGACGACUUGGCAGACUUGGACGCUGCACCGACAGCGAUCCCGCUCACAGCGACACUGUUCCAGCGUAGCCUGCGCGUCACGUUCCCGCUCAACGACACGGCAGCGACCGUGGACAUCAAGCCCAUAGAUGCGCAGCCGCAUGUCGCCAUUACUGUGACUGUUGGUGGUGGUGUCCGAGCGCAAGGUGGAGGCGAGGGCAUGGAUGGCGGCGGAUCCGGCGGACCCGGCGCUUUGGACGACGCCACCGCGGCCGAAGCGUGCUCCACCGCUGGAGUGGACGCCGUCGAGAUUGUGCGCCGUGUAUAUGCCGCACUGCGCAAGAUGUAG